UGGUGGUAGUGGUGACCGGGGCUGCUGCAUUGCUGCUCUUUUUAUAUUUGGAAACUCCGAAAGAAUCUCGGCUGGCUUUCAUGUGCCGCCUUCGUCCAAUAAAACAGAAGAGGGCCUGACUGCAAGUCGUCUAAUCUUGAGCGAGGUGUCAAUCAUGUUCAUUCAGCGGUUGAAGUGCGGGUUUUGGUAACCGCCUCCUUUACGCUUGGAAGGGAGACGAAGGGGGGAGCUUUCUUCGGAUCAAAGACUAGUGUGGCGCUGUUGCCGUAGGAUGUACUGAGUGCAGCCUGCUGCUUUCUUUACGGACGCUUCUUGUAUCGUCUGGAUAUCGCUGAUUUCUGGAUUAUAAAUUCAUUUGAUGUUUUUCAAUCCCAACUCAAUGCAGAGAAAUGGGUAAACUUCACUCGAAACAUGCUGCGAUUUGUAAACCGAGGGAAAGUCCGGAGGGUGACAGUUUUGUAGUUAAUGCCUGUUUGGCAAGGAAAGGAAUUGACGAUUGGCUCGUGAAACAGAAAUACUAUUGCACGGGCUCGCGGCUUGAGCAACAGGACUGUCACCACACGAAUAAGUGCGGCUUGUCUACUCGGGAUGUGUUGGACAAGGCGUGUGCAGAGGGGAUCAGUGAUGAACAUUACCGUUUAGAAGUGGCUCUGCCCCCGGAGAAGACGGUGGACAGUUGCUGUGUGGAGGAGAAGAUGCAGGGGAGAGCGAGCCAGGCGCCCACAGGCACACAGAAACAGCUCCAGUUUGAAGAGCUUGAGUGUGCCGUCUCUGUAGAGGAAGACAACAGACAGGAGUGGACGUUCACGCUGUAUGAUUUUGACAACAAUGGCAAGGUCACCAGAGAGGACAUCACCAGCCUGCUCCACACCAUCUAUGAGGUGGUGGACACGUCGGUCAACCAUUCCCCCAGCAGCAGCAAGACACUGCGGGUCAAGCUCUCCGUGGCCCCCGACUCCAGCCAGCGCUGGCGGAGCUGCACUCAGGGCCCCGCAGACAUGCCCCACCCCAGAACCAAGACUGACAAGUGCAUUGAAGACCUUAAAAGUGCAGAGAAGAAGUCUCGAGCCCUCCUCAGGCGCCAUCACAGUGACCACCACACUAUCCAGCACCAGGUUCUGACCCAGCAGGGUCAGAGUCGGGGCUGCCAGCGCCACUGUGUGGAUGAGAACCUGGAGCGCAGGAACCACUACCUAGACCUGGCCGGCAUCGAGAAUUACACAUCCCGCUUUGGAGCAGCCCCCACCACAGAGCCUGUGAAAGCAGAGCCACAGACCCGACCAUCGAACCAGACCAGGUCUCGCUCUCAUGAACCAGAGAACGGCCACACCUACUCCCACCACCAUCGAUCACAGGUGGCCAUGGAGAGCAGCACCGCCCCAGGCCCUGACACCCUUUGUCCCCCACGACCGAGUAAAGACUCAGGUAAACACGCCCUGCGCUCCCCCAAGACCCACAGCCGGACGCACCCCACACAGACCACCACGGGCAGGGUGAUGAGGAGCAGAGGGGCCCCACCUCCCCCGGCCCUACCCAGCCAAGCCCCCCCCCACCAGUCCUCAGCCCCCUACCGCAGGCACAAGCAGAGGGCCAAGGAGGGCCAACAGCAGUACCGGGCCCUGGGGGCUCCAGUGGGGUCUGUGGUGGAGAAGGAGCAGGUGAGGGUCCUACCCAGUGUGCUCCUCUAUGAAGGAGGGCUGGCCCAGAUGGUUCAGAGGCACGAGCAUCAUCACCACCAUGAACACCACCACCACUACCACCACUUCUACCAGUCCUGAGCCAGCCACCCAGCCAGCCAGCUCCCUGCCCUGCUGCCCCCGGCCCCAGAGCACCUUCUCACAGCCCCACCUCAACCUGGCUCCACUGCCAGGCCAGUAGACUCUACAGACAGACAGGCCCUUCCCACACAGCACAGCAACAGCACAGCCAGAACUUUGUCACUGUCAGGGGGAGUUGGGUCUUGCAUGGCCCUGUGGGCUAAGAGGACAGGACAUCAAGAGGAGUUGGACAGACAAGGGGAGGUGCAGGGUGAAGAGGGUUAUAAUGGGGUUGUCCAGGCAUGAAGAGUCCCUGUGAGGCAGCGGGACAGUGUCUUGGGCUUCAGGCGUGCCAGGAACCAGGAGCAGGACACGGCAGAGGGAUGUAACAGGGGAGCCUGAGAUGAACAGAAGGAGAAAAGAGACUUGGCUGUAAUCCUUCAGAGGACUCCUCUCAUCCCUCUCUGUCUGUCUGGUUCUCUGAAACCCUUUACUCUGAUGGACUAGCUGACUUCACGAAGCCAUACUGGCACUGCCAUCCUCACAGACCUCUAUGUUUUGGGGAAGGGGAAUCGGCGGUGAAGGGCUGGUUUGGAUUGAAAGACUGAUGUAAAACGAUAAAAUAUAUGAUGCUCAGUGUCCAGUGAGUUUGUGUUCGAGAGAGAGAGCGAGAGAGUGCGUGUGUGUGCGUGCGAAAGAGAAAAAUGUGUACAUUUGUGUGUAUGAAUAUUCAAUGUGUGUGUGUGUGUGUGUGUGUGUGUGAGCAUGUGUGCAUUGGUUCAUAUGAGUGUGUGGUGUAUGGUGUCUGUGUGCGUGUAUUACCUGUCUGCUGUGACACCCCUGUCGCCACUGAAAACCACUUGAAAAGCACUUGUGGGUGCAGUUGCAUUGGAGACACUUUGGGCUGUCAGAACAGAGGACUGACAGGCAUCAGCUGGAUAUGAUGAAGACAAGAUCAUCCAGCUCCUGAAUCUCACAUGCAAUACAGGACCCUCCCUGAGAGAACGAUGUUCAGUGAGAAUAGAAGACUGUAAUCAGCUGCUACCUCUAGUGUUAUUAAUGGAAUUGUUGGUGUUAUUAUUACUGUUAUUAAUCAGAUGCUAUUUUUCAGUUACAUUUUGUUCUAUUUUUUAAAGAUGACACAAUCUGCAGUAAUAUAGUGUUGAAACGUUCCUACAUGUUUUACCUACAUAUUGUAUGUACAUAUAUUAUCAACAUUAUACGCUUUAUUUAUAAUGUGACGUUUGUUGAUACAAUCUACAUUUAUUUCUCACUUAACCCCAUUUUCCCGAUGUACCCUAUUGAAAGAGCCUUAUGUAAACAAUUUAGACCAUCAAAGAUACAACUCUGACUCCCUCUAAUAUCACCAUACACAGUUCUUUCAGACAAAUGGUCAGUGUACACCUUCUCAAGUACAUCUCUGCCUUCUGAACAGUGUCUGUCUCAUCGUUGUGGUUAGCAGUUCACAGUAAGGCUCUUUCUCAUUAGCUGAAUCAUAAGUAUGUGGUGGUUGACAAUCCACAGCAGUCCCAUGAUCCUCCAGGUCUGAUCAUAACACAUGACCCUAACCGCUGUCCCCUCAUGAGGCAUCCCCCUGUCCCCAGCUGUCAGCAUCCUUUUCACCAGGCCGCCAUCAUGCCAUGUGUCCCCAGCACUCAGGCAACAAGGCUCUGUUUGACGCUGGCUGGGCGGACUGGGCCGGGGUGGAGGCUCUCAGCUGUCUGUCUCAUUCCUCUGGUGCUAGGUGACACCAGGCCCAGCCCACAGGCUCCACCAGGACCAUAACUCACCCUGCUGAUGGCCUGCUGUUGGGCAGGCAGCUCCAACCAUACAGAACCUCUCAGAUCCUCUCCCACCCUAGGUGAACCAUCAGAGCCCUACACCACUGUUUAGGACAGGUCACUAUGGUAUGCCUUCAUCUAUUCCAGGAGCUCCUGACCGAGUAUCAUCUGGUCAGGGUAAAGAGGAAAAUACUAAUCAGCAAUGUUCCCUCUAUUUUUUUUCGUCACUGAGCAAAUUUCAGGUCUGCUGAGCACAAACUUGAACGUUGUGAAAAUUCGGAGCGUGUUUAAUGUGAACACUGAGGCGGUAAACAAUGGAGACAAUGCAUCCCAUAAUAUGUCAACAUGGAAAUAGCUGUUCUAUCGUUCAGCCUACAGUAGCAGACAAUGUGUGGUGUUCAAUGUAGGCCUACAUUCCAUGAGACUUUUGAAAAAAACAUGCAGGGCUUGAGAUUAACCUGUUCAUCCAUCUGUCCUUCAGACAAGGUGACUCAACAUGUGUUUGAUGCAAGAAUCGACUUUAUUCGACAUUAUUACAGAGAAUCGGGCAAAAUAUGCUACCCUCUGCCUAUUGGCUACACUGCUCCUUUAAGACAAAUAAGCAAUUUACCUGACUUUUCAAAUAUGUCUGGAAACGCACACGUUUUGUGCUCUUGUAGGAAGCAAUCACUCCCCCAUUGCUGACUACAAAUGAUCUAUAACUGGGCUAAUAACUGACUAACUAGCAAAGGAUAUGAACACAUGUACACAUGUCGCUACAUGUAGCUCUGGCUUUGAUCUCAAAACAAACUCAUCUACUCACCACCACUCAUGCUGUAUAAACAGUCCAGUUCAAAGUGAAUGGCACAGAUCCAUAUAUGGCAAUGGUCUAUUUGCAUAUAGGCCUAGUGCAGCUCUGGUUAUGGUGCACCGGUCUGUGUAGAGUACGGCCUAUGUUGUGCCUGUCAAUGCAAUAAAAUCCUACUCCGAUGGGUUCUGCCUACAACAGAUCUCUUGCAUAGUUUGUUUUGUUUUGAUAUGUUGCAUUGAAAGUGGCUUAUAUUGCGUUGUUUCGAUCACAAUUCCCACAGUAAACAGAAACAUGCUAACUAAUGGGGAAAACUCUAGAAAGUUUGUGCUUCUCUGUGUGGGCUGAUAUUUCCUCUGCAUGGCAGUCCUGGGGGAGCUGCACGCCCGCUCUCUCGUGCAUCUUAGAGGGAACAUUGGUAGUCAGAAUGAGCUAAUAGACCUCGCUACUGGCUAUGUGUUGUGAGCAGGUGUGAAGAGUUCAUGAAUUCCCCUAGAGGUGUGUUGAACCUCACACCAGGUGUGUAGACAUCAAAGCCAACUUUCCACUCUGGGUCAUGUAUAGGUUUAGAGCUUUUACUACAAGUUUCCGUUAGUAUGUGUUUUGGGUCAGUUGAGGGAAUCUGGUACAUUCCAGUCUUGUCCCGAGCUCCAGUGUUGCCUUCUCUCACAUAGCUGCAGACUGUCCAUUAGCAGAGGCACCAGUCAGGCUGGCCUCACCACGGGACACAGUCACCCACCUCAGCCACCCCCAAGGGGAACGCAGCUGCACCCCAUUCCACAGCCCCUCUCUCCCCUGGAACGCUGCCGGUCUGCGAUCUGCUUGGCGCUGGCAUCUGUCUGGCCUAGCAUGGCAGCACCCCAUCUGACAGGGCCCAUCUCAACACUAUAACUCAUGUUGUAGUUUUCACCCCACACCACGGCAACACCACAGCUAAACAGUAGAGGUGUUGUGUGUGUGUGAGAGAGAAGGUGUCUGCAGUGAUCCCCUCAGACAGACACUGUGGCAAAUAGGCAGGGAUCUGCUUGGGUUCUCAUCCUCAGUUAAACUCCCUCCCCCCAACACUACAGACACUAGAUGAAUGGUGCCAUGUGCCUCUAGAGUACUGUGGUAUUAGUGGGGCAGCCACUGGAACAGAUAUCUCUGUGGUGUGUCUGAAAUGGAGCCCUAUUCACUAUAUAAUGUACAACUUUUGACCAGGGCCCAGGGUCUCUGGUCAAAAGUAGUGCACUGUGCCUCUUUAAAGGGACACUCCAGCUUCACCGGCAUCUAAAGUUCUGCUCCAGAAUGCUCCACUGUAUCUUCUUCAUCUGUAAAUGUAUUCAGUUUCGGUAUUUACAGACAAGACUGAAUUAAAUGUUCUCACUGUAUUCCAUCAAUAAGUUAUGUUUUGUAAAAUUAAUGUAUCUACAUGUUAAACUAAUGUAAAUAGUAUAUGGACUGCAGAAAGGUUAUACCAGUAACGUGUAGAAGGAAUAAACGUAUUUAUAAUAAUUGAAUGACUGAGCGAAUAUACAGUAUUUCUGCCAAGCUAUCACACUUGCCUACUAUUUUGUCACUUCUCUACAGUAUCCGCUGUGCCGAUCAGUGCUAGCAGGGAAGGAUAGUUGUCUCUUUCUCGCACUUCCUUCACUUCUUCUUGGUGAUUGUUGUAAAUGAAACAUGUCUAGCACUUGCUGUUCAGUUCCUCAAUAGCAGACCAGACCCUUUCUCUCUUUUCACUAAUGGCUUUUUCAUGACUUUGUUUAGUUUAUAUAGACGUUUUUUUAUUAAUUGCUUUAUUUAUUUGAUAGCAGAACUGUGCCAAGGGAGAUACCCUUUCAUUAAAAUAUGAAUCUGUUCCCCAAAA
Messenger RNA from Salvelinus fontinalis (brook trout), 6174 nucleotides. RefSeq names its product protein naked cuticle homolog 1-like. The transcript is spliced from 10 exons. Gene Ontology annotation, biological process: negative regulation of Wnt signaling pathway. Gene Ontology annotation, cellular component: cytoplasm. Bases 390 to 1778 code for a protein of 462 amino acids. Gene Ontology annotation, molecular function: calcium ion binding. Lineage: Eukaryota; Metazoa; Chordata; Actinopteri; Salmoniformes; Salmonidae. The record is from RefSeq and is a predicted model, not a curated record.